Messenger RNA from Vitis riparia (riverbank grape), 1188 nucleotides. RefSeq lists its product as uncharacterized. The record is from RefSeq and is a predicted model, not a curated record. Lineage: Eukaryota; Viridiplantae; Streptophyta; Magnoliopsida; Vitales; Vitaceae. The transcript has 2 exons. The coding region runs from base 553 to 972 and encodes 139 amino acids.
AUUACGAAAUUGAUAGGGAAAGGAAAUAGAAACCGAGGAGGAGACGGAGGGGAGAGAGAGAGAGAAACCAAACCCGCUACUCAACCCUAACACGCCCCUUAUUAAUACAUCACGAACGCGUCCCAAACUCCCUACCUACUUCUCAUUCUUUCAUCUCUCUAGCCACGGGAAACCCUAGCCCUAAUCAAGAAUCGAAGCAUCGUGUUUCCCCGAUCAAGCCCUAGCAGGUUGUGAAUGGUGGAAAUCCAUCGGAAUUUCAUGCUCUCUCCUUCGUCUUUUGGUACGACCGCGCGUACGCAGUCCGCGCAGUCCCACUACGGUGUUUCUUGCAUCCUCCUCCCUCUUGCUGCCUCCUCUGCCUUCUCAUUCGGUUCUUGCAAGGAAGGCUGGUACUACCGCUGCCUUGGCGUCGACCCUUGAGCCUUCUUCUCCUUGCUAUUGCCUUCUGUUCUUGAUUUUUUCUUUAGGUUUUUUGCCUUUUUCUUUUUGAUUCCAUUCCAUCCGCCAAGAUUGUCUCUUUCCCAAUCUUUUGUGACAAUUGUUGGAACAACAAUGUUGCUCUAUAAGCAAAAGAAGAAUCAAAGCGCUGGAAAGGCCAAUCGCCUUUUGAUCAGUAUCAAUGUUCUUGGUAGCGCUGGUCCGAUCCGGUUCGUCGUCAGCGAGGACGAGCUCGUCGCCGCCGUCAUUGACACCGCCCUCAAAUCCUACGCGCGUGAGGGCCGCCUCCCCAUUCUGGGCUCCGAUCUCAACAACUUCCUCCUCUACUGCUCCAAUGCCGGAUCAGAUGCUCUGAGUCCGUGGGAGACUAUCGGCAGUAAUGGCGCUCGGAAUUUCAUGCUGUGCAAAAAGCCACAGCCGCAGAAUACCACGGAAGUGGGUGUUGAGGGGAGAGCUGGUAUGCCCCGGAAGGGAAGUGGGAGUUGGAAGGCUUGGAUCAAUAAGUCGCUUAAUCUUAAGGUUUCUUCCCAUUAAGUCACAUCUAAUCGACUGGAUGAUUAUUAUUAUUGUUCAGAGCUUAAUUUGGAGCUCUGUUUCGUCCCAUUAGUGUAAUUUGUAUGCCCCUUCUAUGAGUUGUGUGUUUCUGUGAUUUUAAGGGUUGGUUUCAGAAAAAAUACAGUUGUUCGGGAAUAUCUUGUACUGUUUGAACUUUCAGUAUGAAUAAAAUGGAAAAUUUUGGUUUUUUUUUUC